Neodiprion virginianus is the source of this 1248-nucleotide messenger RNA. RefSeq names its product ribosome biogenesis regulatory protein homolog. Gene Ontology annotation, biological process: ribosomal large subunit biogenesis; endonucleolytic cleavage in ITS1 to separate SSU-rRNA from 5.8S rRNA and LSU-rRNA from tricistronic rRNA transcript (SSU-rRNA, 5.8S rRNA, LSU-rRNA); ribosome biogenesis. Gene Ontology annotation, molecular function: protein binding. Bases 100 to 1125 code for a protein of 341 amino acids. The transcript is spliced from 5 exons. The record is from RefSeq and is a predicted model, not a curated record. Lineage: Eukaryota; Metazoa; Arthropoda; Insecta; Hymenoptera; Diprionidae. Gene Ontology annotation, cellular component: preribosome, large subunit precursor; nucleolus; nucleus.
UUAUGCAUCACUAAAUCCUAACCGUAAAAUCAGGAGAUUAAAAAUAUCGCACGUAGUGCGAAGCGUGGAAACUUUUAGGUUACGUGCGUCGCAUCCAGGAUGGACAUAGUAUCGCAGGUCCUCGAAAAAGCCGCUCAGGAUGAACGCCUGCGGACAACAGAGGUGCAAAAGCACUUGGAGGUGGAAAUAGACGAAGGCUCGCUACUCGCGGUCGACUACAACUCGUUCGACACUGAGAAAAUCAAGACCAACAGGGAGGAUUACUUCAAGCAAUUGACUAGGGACAACGUCCAGUUGUUGAUAAAUCGGAUUUGGGAACUGCCGACAAAGCGUGUGGACGAAGCGGUCGUAGCAACGCUGCCGAAACCUAGAUUCGUACUUCCCAGAACACAUCGACUACCAAAGCCUAAGCCCCUGACAAAGUGGCAACAGUUCGCCAAGGAGAAGGGCAUCAAGAGUAACAGAAAACGAAAGUCAAAAGUUACAUGGGACGAGCAGUUGCAGAAAUGGAUUCCAAACUACGGUUACAAACGAACGCAGGCAGAAUCUGAAAAGAAUUGGCUGGUCGAAGUCAGUGACCAUGCAGAUCCAACUCUCGACCACCUAUCGCUGAAGACAACAGCAAAACAGGAGAAGCGCAGCAAAAAUGAACUCCAGAGACUAAGGAACUUGGCCAAAGCGAAGAAUGUGAAGGUUCCUCGCGUUGGUAUACCGAGCUCUGAUUACUAUCAAGAUACACGUCAAAUAGCGACUGCCGUCACUGUUGCCAGAUCGUCUACGGCGUCAGUCGGUAAAUUCCAAAACAGACUUCCCAAGGAAAAGGAUGCAAAGAACAUCAAAGAAAUGGUGCCGGGAUCAAAGAAAAAUAAACAACCAAUGUUCAAACCUGGAGAGGAGGUGAAACAGAACCUGGGUUUUGUGGAUAAAAUCUUAUCUAAAAGACCAGCGAUCUCGUUUGUUUCAAACCCCUCUGAAUCCCCAAACCGGCAGAGGGACGACGAAUCGCCAAGGCCAAAGAAGAGGAGUAAAAUCAGUAAGAAGGGUGGCAAGAAGCCGAAAGGAGGCAAGGGAAAGCGAGAUAUGCACACCAAAGUGGGUGGAAGAAAACGACGGCAAAAAAAUUGACGGGAUCACAUCCAUUCGCCAAUUUACGCCAAUCCGAUAUUAUAAAAUUUUCCAUCUUUGUAUCGUGUUCGAAAAAGAUUGUAAUAAAAAAGAAAGAAACAUUUUCGAAGAUUCCGGAAUAAA